This is a messenger RNA of Saccoglossus kowalevskii, 2502 nucleotides long. RefSeq names its product probable serine/threonine-protein kinase kinX-like. The record is from RefSeq and is a predicted model, not a curated record. Lineage: Eukaryota; Metazoa; Hemichordata; Enteropneusta; Harrimaniidae.
AUGGAUGAUGAAAUCGCACCAUCAAUGACGGUAGAAUAUCCAGUUGAUGAGAAAAAAGAUAGUGGUGAUGCAGUCAGGGAUGCGAUUAUUACAUCUGAUAGUGAAAUCACACCCACAAUAACACCUCAAUCUACAGAAAUUGUAGGGCAAAUGGAUGUUGAAAUUGCACCAACAAUUACAGUAGUAGAAUAUUCAGCUGAUGAGAAAAAAGAUAGUGAUGAUGCAGUCAAGGACACUGUUAUUCCAUCUGAUGAUAACAUCAAACCAACAGUGACACCUGAAUCUGCUGACACAGAUAGGCGAAUGGAUGAUGAAAUUGCACCAUCAAUGACAAUAGAAUAUCCAGUUGAUGAGACAAGAGAUAGUGAUGAUGCAGUUAGGGAUGCUAUUAUUUCAUCUGAUAGUGAAAUCGAACCCACACUUACAUCUCAAUCUGCAGAAUUUGUAGGGCAAAUGGAUGUUGAAAUUGCACCAACAAUUAUAGUAGAAAAUCCAGCUGAUGGGCAAAAAGAUAGUGAUGAUGCCAUCAAGGAUGCUGUUAUUGCAUCUGAGGAUGAAAUCAAACCAACAGUGACACCUGAAUCUGCUGACACAGAUAGAAAAAUGGAUGAUGAAAUCACACCAUCAAUGACAGUAGAAUAUCCAGUUGAUGAGAAAAAAGAUAGUGGUGAUGUAGUCAAAGAUGCCAUUAUUCCAUCUGAUAGUGAAAUCACACCCACAAUGUCACCCCAAUCUGCGGAAAUUGGUGGGCAAAUGGGUGUUGAAAUUGCACCAACAAUUACAGUUGAAUUUACAGCUGAUGAACAAAAGUAUAGUGAUGAUGCCAUUAAGGACGCUGCUAUUCCAUCUGAUGAUAAAGUCAAAGCCACACUGACACCUCACUCUUCUGAAAUGGAUAGGCAAACGGAUGUGUCAAUUGCGCAAUCAAUGUCAGUAAAGCCUCCAGUUGAUGAGCAAAAAGAUAGUGAUGAUGCAGUCGAGCAAACUGUUAUUCUAUCUGGUGAUAUAGUCAAACCCACACUGAAACCCGAAUCUGCAGAAAUUGAUAUACAAAUGGAUGUUGCAAUUGCGCCAUUAGUUGACAAUGGUAAUUCACAGUUUAUUAAUGCAACGACUCAUGAAGUAAUUGAAUCAACACUUAUAGAACAAGUUAAAGAGAGUGAGCUUGUGAGUGAACCUAGUGACAAAGUACAUAAACAGAAAGACAUAACAUCUGAAAUGCACAUCCACCCAAUAUUAGUAGAAUACCCACUUGAACUUCCAAAAGUUGAUAAGCCACAGAAAACAGCUUCAGAAACUUAUCAUGUACUGAAACAAAUUGAGGAGAGCGAGUCUGUUUCACUACAGCUAGAACGAAAAGUAAUAUCAUCAGAAGAGCAUACACAGCUCAUGUCUGUAAAGUAUCCAAUCAAACUCGCGACAGUUGAUCCUGCUACCCCACAGAAUACUGACGCAGAAUCAGAAAGUAAGAACUUAGCAUCUGAAGAGCACAUACACCAAAUUGGAUCUCUGAAGGUUGAUACUGUUACACCACUGAAAAUGGGUGCAGCAACACAAAACGUUAUCCCAUCAAAACAUGUUGAACCAGCUAGGAAUACUGGCCUAGUGAAAGCCAGAGUACAAGUACCUGAACAGACACAUAUAACAUCUGAAGUGCGUAUCCACCCAAUAUCAGUAGAAUCCCAAAGAGAAUUUGAUAAUGUUACACUACGGAAAACAAAUGCAACUCAUGGAAUACUUCCAGAACCAUCAAUAAAGAGUGACCUAGUGGAACCUAUGAAACAGAUGAAACUAGAAGACUCGGCAUCUGAGGUGUAUAUCCACUCAAUAUCAGAAUUAACAAGAAAAGUAUCCGAUGUUGGUACAGUUACACCACAGAAAAAUGAUUCAGAAACUUUUAAAGUACGAGAACCCUCAAAGGAGAGGAACUCAAUAGAAUCUGGCACACAAGAACAGGAACAGAAAGUAAUUACUUCUGAAGAGCAUGUGCAGGCAAUACCAGUAAAGUGCCAAAUGGAACCUGCUGUGGUUGAUACUGUUAUACCAUUGACAACAGACACUGUGAUUCAAGAAGUCAUUCCAUCAACAGUUCUUGAACCAUCUUUGGAGAGUGACCAAGUGGAGACUAUAAUUGAAGGAACACAACAGAAAGAUUUAGCAUCUGAAGAACAGAUGCACCAAAUAUCAGUAGACUAUGGAAGUGAACUUGAUACACCACAACAACCUGAUGCAGGAACUCAUGAUAUACUUGAACUCACAAAGGAGGGUGAACUUAUGAAAUCUGUAAAACCACCACUAGAACAGAAACAAAUUAUAUCUAAGGAGCAUGUCAGUGCAAUAUCAGUUGAAUUCCCAAGUGACCUUCUGAAGGUUGAUGUUACAACACAGAAUGCUGAUGCAGUAACUGGGGAAGUGCUUCCAUCAAACCUUGUUGAACCAGCUAAGAAAAGUGACCUAGUAAAACCUUUAGAACAAGUACAGAACAGACAGAAACACAUCUGA